AUGCUUUCUCGUCGUGUCUUUAUGAAUUCUAUGAUUCAAAGAAGAUGGUACACCCCAUUUGGAAGCCAUGUUUCAGAUAAUGAUCCUGUGAUACUUGAUCGUGAAAAAAAGAGAGUUCUCAAUGGAAAUGUCAAAUCUCUAUUGAAAUCUGCACCAGGUUGGAAUGAAAUGUUGGCUUCAGAUAGUGAAGCCAUGGUUCAAAAUAUCAAAGAAGUUAUUGUUAAAAAUACUACGGCAUGA
Messenger RNA from Funneliformis geosporum, 240 nucleotides. The record is from the annotation of a GenBank genome assembly. Lineage: Eukaryota; Fungi; Glomeromycota; Glomeromycetes; Glomerales; Glomeraceae.